Molecule: messenger RNA, 1439 nt
Organism: Hyposmocoma kahamanoa
Lineage: Eukaryota; Metazoa; Arthropoda; Insecta; Lepidoptera; Cosmopterigidae
Exons: 5
Coding region: 71-1387 (438 amino acids)
Biological process (GO): protein ubiquitination
Molecular function (GO): ubiquitin-protein transferase activity; zinc ion binding
Source: RefSeq, a predicted model, not a curated record
ACUCAAAUCACAAUUGCUUCGUAUUAUAUUAUUUAAAAAUAAAAAUACAAAUGAUACACAACCAUUAUUGAUGGACAACAAAGGAGAGGAUUCAAAUGGAGAAGAUUCAAAGAAGAAAGGGACUAAAGUGAAAACAGAGAAGAAGGAAAAAGAAAAACCUUUACACAUUCAAGAUGAUCCAGGACCCUCGAGAAUAAAUCUACCUGGGUCUCUGCAAAGCCCAAAAGUUCACAGACCUUGUAUAUCAAAAUCAGAACAUAGUAUAACAAAAAUAAUAACACGUCAAGAUGUGGCCAAUGCUAUAAAACUAACAUCACUAAGUUUCGGCAACCACAUACCUUCAAGCGACAGGAAUGUAAAUCUAAAAGAAAUAAAAAUACCAAUUUUAGAGAAAUGUGAUAACGUCAAGAAAAUUGAUACAGCAACGAUCGUGGAUUUGAAGAAAUUCAUGACUAGUUGCUUCAAAAUUAAUAAGGAUGUUAGCAUUGCACCUGUGUCUGAAGUCGAUAUGAAUGUUCACUCUGCGUUAAAUACAAUUAUUAGUGAUGUACCAAACACUAGUUGUGUUACUAACAAUGCUCAGACGAAUGAUUCUGACAUCAAUAAGAAACAUAAUGAAGUUAUUAUAACUAAUCCUAUUUUGAGCACAAUAGCUGUGCCAGCACCUAUUCUUGAUCCUAUAUUGUCAAAAAUAGGAGCCGACAAAGAGAGUAAGAAGAAAAAUUCAGGGAAUAAUUCUGAGAAAUCGGAUUUGGCUCUAACGCAAAGAGAUUCGCUAUCCAGUAUUGGAUCAAAUGUUUGCAGGAUUUGUAUGACGAGGGGACGAGAAAGACUGAUAUCGCCGUGCAACUGCAAAGGUUCUUUGGCGAACGUGCAUUUGUCGUGCCUUGAAAGAUGGCUGAAUCAAGUUGGAAGAAAUCAUUGCGAACUUUGUGGAUUUAGCUAUCCAGCAAUCCGUACGCCUCGUUACACAGUUUUACAAGCGCUGCGACUGUGGUUCGGCAACCCGCGUAAUCGGAGCCAUUUGCAGUCGGACUGCUUGAUAUUCUGGCUCCUGUCAACGGUAACUGCUGGCCUCCUCGCAGUAUGCAUCGUCGGAACCCAAUACUUUGUCAUAGAGGGUAAUAAAUUUGGUAAGCUCGAUGCAGGAGUUAGAAAGGAAGAAGGUGUUUUUUCAGGAAUAUCCCAUCGUAUUACCGAAACUGCAAUGGACUUCUUCAUGGCCAUCGUACUUUGCGGCUACUCAGUCACCGUAUACCUUCUUUGGAAAGACCAUUACGUCAUGUGGAACCGGUGGAGACGAGCCAACGUGAACGUCCGACUCUUAUUGACACCCGAUUCUAACCCUGUACCGUUCGUACCUAGAACUAGAUAUAAUAACGUCUGACUUUUUCUUUCAUGCUGGAUUGUUAAUUUUAUUUGAAUAAUGUGUAACGUUU